AUGGGCGCUACCCGCGUUGACGCCCCGGCCGGCGGGAUCUGCUGCCCGCGCCACCGCAUGCAGUUGGGCGCGGCGUGCUGCUCGUUCCUCUUCGGCGCCGUGUACGUGCUCGCAGGCGCUGGCUCAGGCGGCGCCGGCGAGCUGGAUGGGGUGCUCUCCGCCGACUGCGGGUGGCUCGAGUGGCUCUCGGGGGAUCCUGUGUGCGCCGACGGCCUGCCGGUGAGGGGGUCGUCGGCCCAGGCGGCCUCGGCGCGCCAGAUUUCUGACGGCCCGGGCGCCCUCCGCGCCCCCCCGCCGCGCCAGGCGCACGACGGUCCAGGCGCCCUCCGCGCGGCCGGAACGCGCCGCGGGCCUGCGCCGGGGCUGGGCGGGUGCACGUUCGAGGAGCAGGUGCUGCUCGGCGCCGGGCCCCACGACGAGGCGGCCGCGAGGCGCGAGGGCUCCGCCUACGCGUGCGCGCGCGGCUGCGGGCGGGGGGGCGGCCGGCGCUUCUUCUCGUUCCACGGCGCCACCGGGGCGUGCUGGUGCGAGGAGUCUGACGAGCACAGGCAGCCGGACAGCCGCUUCGUCUCGGGUGCCGCGUGCAGCCUGGAGCACCCCGCGCUGGCGGGCCCGCACAGGCCGAAGGGAGCGCAGUGGAUGCAGGUGGCAUACCUGACUGAGCAGAAGCACGUGCAGGUGUCCCAGUUCGGUGAUAUUCGCGGAUUCACGGUCGCUGGGAGCAAGCUGAGCGAUGACGAGAUCAACGCUAUCAGUUGGGACGUGCUCAAGUUCGAGCCCGAGAGUAAGGAUUACCCAGUCACUUAUUUCAGCUUCUCUGGAGUCAAGUUCCUCUCUAAGGAGUCGCGGAUGCCUUUCCCUUACGCUCUGAGCGAAAUGGACGCUCUGGCUGGUUGGUGGAAGAGGGACCCGUGCAACACGAACCCAGUCCUGAACUUCGGUCGCGGCCACUGCGCGUACACCGUCAAGUCCGCCUACGCGUUCCGAGACUCCGGCCCGAUCGUCGGAGUGGACGGCGUGAAGCCGGGAGGGGUGCGGCUGUACGUCAACGCGAAGGCCCACUGGAUGCAGGUCGCGCACAUCGGCCAGCGCGGUCACAUCACACCAGCACAGGCUGGGGACACGGCGAGGUUCCCGCUCGGGAGCAAGCUGAGCGACGCCGAGAUCAAUCGGUACAGGUUCAGCGUGGUGAAGUUUGUGCCAGUGGGCAGCUCCGACCCCACCCUCUACUUCGACUUCGCGGCCAUGCCGUUCGACUCCACGGCCGCCCGCAGGGUCACGCCCUACGCCCAGAGCGAGGCCGACGCCUUGGACGGCAAGUGGCAGGAGGACAUGUGCGGCUCCCUGGCCGUUCUCAACUUCGGCCGCGCGUCUUGCAGCUCCGGGACGCGGUCUGCAUAUGGCGUGCCUGCCAGCGAUGGUGGAGGUGCUGACAGGGGCCCAGUCGGCAGCACCGGCAAGCCUGGGAGCUUCAGGCUGUACAUCAACGCGCAGGGGCUGCUUCGCCAAGGUACGUCCAAGGCCAUGGAAGUCGCAUGCCCUCCCGUGAGCGUGGUGGCUGGGCGGUGUGGCAAGCUGUUCGGCAGGUGCAACGCGGACCUCAGCGCAGGCGCUACGGCGUGCGACGAGCCCACGGGCUGGUGCAGAGAGAAGCACUCGGACACGCAGCAGGACACGGGGGCGUUCAACUGGGAGCCGUCGCAGGGGUGCCGUCAGGCUGGGGCCGCGGCGCCCCCGGCGGGAGGUCAGGGCGCGCGCAUGGAGGUCUACCUGUUCCAGGAGGACCCCAGCCGUCCAGUGCACCAAGCCGGCCCGGUGCAGCUGCUCAGAGAGGGGCCAGGUGUUGUCCGUAGCCACAGGCAUCGAGAGGUGUAA
Prorocentrum cordatum is the source of this 1875-nucleotide messenger RNA. NCBI's taxonomy places the organism in Eukaryota, Dinophyceae, Prorocentrales, Prorocentraceae. The record is from the annotation of a GenBank genome assembly.